Messenger RNA from Arabidopsis arenosa, 524 nucleotides. Lineage: Eukaryota; Viridiplantae; Streptophyta; Magnoliopsida; Brassicales; Brassicaceae. The record is from the annotation of a GenBank genome assembly.
UUUAUUUGACAGAAACAAAAGCAUGCAUGUUCCUAGCUUUUAUAAGUCAAUCUCUUCUUCAAAUCUCUCUCGUCUUGACUAUGCACCAGGAGGCUUAAACCCUCCUCACACUCACCCACGUGCUACCAAAAUCGUCUUUGUUCUUGAAGGAACCCUUGACGUUGGGUUUCUCACAACGGCUAAUAAGCUCAUCUCUCAAUCUCUUAAGAAAGGAGAUGUCUUUGCUUUCCUUAAAGGGCUUGUCCAUUUCCAGAAGAACAAUGGUCAUGUUCAUGCUUCUGUUGUCGCAGCUUUUAAUAGUCAGCUUCUUGGAACUCAGUCUCUUGGUGCUACUUUGUUCGGCUCUACUCCUCAUGUUCCUAACAAUAUCUUGUCUCAAGCCUUUCAGACAUCUCCAGGAACUGUCAAACAUAUCAAAUCCAUGUUCCAACCCAAGAAAUGAUCUUAAAAUUCAUUACUCAUACAAAUUUCCAGUUUCUUCCUUUAUUUACUUGUCUUGUGUGUAAUAAACUAUGAGUGCGAGU